Molecule: messenger RNA, 621 nt
Organism: Rotaria socialis
Lineage: Eukaryota; Metazoa; Rotifera; Eurotatoria; Philodinida; Philodinidae
Source: the annotation of a GenBank genome assembly
AUGAACCAAAAAACGAAAGACCAGAGCGAAAAGGAAGGAACAUACACUUUGGCUUAUGCAUUAUUUGAAAACACCCUAAACAAUCUGCUUCUCUCAAUUAAACAUCGUCGACUUAUCAUUGAUGAAACAGAAAGCCACGAACUAAUCAGUGCACUAGCUCCUCAUGUAGGUCUUUUAACAGUAAACACAUGGGAUGAUAUUGAUUUACAUAAAUUUCGUAACUUAUAUUCAUUAAAAUUGGCUCGACCAACACAAAUACAAUUAAAACAAAUUCGAGCUGAUACCAUGCCAAAUUUGACAUAUCUUUCAUUAUCACCAAAUGUAUAUUUCUCUGCUCCUAAACAACUUAUCAGUGAUGCAUUUUCAGGGGAAUUUCGUCAUCUUCGUUGGGCUCGAUUCGGUCAUAUCGAUUCUUACGAUCCUCUAUGCCGCUUUCAAUCAUUGUCUCUUCGUUAUCUUCAUAUCGGUUGUUAUCAUACAACUCUAAUUCCUUUUGUUCUAGCGACAUGUCCAAAUUUGCAGCAACUCAAUGUUGAUUGUUUGCGUUCUGGAGACAAAACCAUGUAUUCACCAGCAAUGAUUGAUAAUCAUCUGCUUCAACAAAUCAUCGGACCGAUUUGA